CAUUUCUCAAUACCAAAAAACGUAGUAAUAAACAUGGUUCUUGUCAGACAAAAACUACAAAGAAACUCUCUGCUUUCUCUUCCAGAGCUUAAAAUUUGCGACUCCUCUCCCUUCCCUAACCCUAACCCUAACCAUAACCCAUCAUCAGUUUCUAAUAUUAUAACUCAUCAAGCCGUUGUAACAGACUUCUCCGACUUGGAAAAACUCUGGGUUAUUGGCCAUGGUAACCAUGGCAUUGUCUACAAAGUUCGCCAACGGUCAACUUCAGCUAUUUAUGCUCUGAAAAUGGUUCAGCAGGAGGAUACUAACGCUGUAUCCCACGAGACAGAAAUCUUAACUUGUACUGACUCGCCAUUUACUAUCAAAUGCUAUGGAAUAUUCGAGCCGAGAGCAGGCGAGAAAGCGAUUCUAAUGGAAUAUAUGGAUGGGGGAACACUUGAUACUGCUCUAAGCUCUAAUGGUCCGUUUCCUGAAGCUUUACUUGUAGACGUAGCAAAGCAAGUACUCAACGGUCUUAACUACCUUCAUGCACAUAAUAUUGUUCAUUUAGAUAUUAAACCUUCAAAUCUUCUUAUUAGUAACGGCAUGAAAGUCAAAAUUGGAGACUUUGGAGUUAGUAGGAUUGUUAAUGACAAUGAUACGAGGAAUUAUGAGAAUUUGGGUAGUCGAGGUACUUAUGCCUAUAUGAGUCCAGAAAGAUUGGAUUCACAAACAUUUGGGUCUGGUUAUGUUUAUGCAGGAGAUGUUUGGAGCUUAGGAGUUAGUUUAUGGGAGCUCUAUGUGGGGCAUUUCCCGUUUUUUGAAGAUGCAAGAACAACGAGGCCAAGUUGGAUGGAGCUUGUGAUGGUUAUAUGCUAUGGAGAAUUUCCAUGCCUGCCAAACAAGGCCUCCCAAGAGUUUGGAAGUUUCCUUAAGUGUUGUUUGGAAAGGGAACCGAGUAAGAGAUGGAAUGUUUCACAACUAUUGUCACACCCUUUUAUUGGCAUGGAGAGGGAAGCAAUUAGUUGGUGUGUUUGA
Molecule: messenger RNA, 1017 nt
Organism: Jatropha curcas
Lineage: Eukaryota; Viridiplantae; Streptophyta; Magnoliopsida; Malpighiales; Euphorbiaceae
Product: mitogen-activated protein kinase kinase 9
Biological process (GO): protein phosphorylation; MAPK cascade
Molecular function (GO): MAP kinase kinase activity; ATP binding
Source: RefSeq, a predicted model, not a curated record